UGGUGUGUAGCUCUACCGGUGCUGAUCUCGCAGGAAAUUAUGGAUUACCCAUUCUUACUUAUUCUUAUUCUCGCUUUUGCGACGGUUAAGUGUCAAAAUGCUACCAUCGCUGCGAACACCACAGAUACGAAAAACGCAACCGUGGAAGCUCAAACGACUGAACCGAAAGAGACGACACUUGCAGUAACGCUUCCAAAUUUAUGUACCGUGUGCAUUUGUACAGAUGACAGCAUAAAUUGCGAUAACAGAAAUUUGACCAACCACUUCGACGAUUCGCAAUGGCCAGAGAAAAGAAUAAAAGUAGCCACGUUCAAAGAGAACUUGCUGGUUCACGUGAAACCGUUUCCGAAAUUGGAGAUCAGGAAAUUGAUCUUGCAAAAGAACAAGAUCACAAAGAUCGACGCUACCGCCUUCAAACAGCUAAUUAAUCUCACUGAAUUGGAUUUGAGCCACAAUCAACUCACAGGAGAAAAUUUGCAACCUCAUGUAUUCGAGGGAAAGUUUUCACCGGAAGCUUACGAACCGCUGGAAAAAUUGGUGGUGUUAAACUUGGCCCAUAACGUGCUGCAUACGUUGCAUCAGGAUAUUUUCGAGCACAUGACGAGUCUGAAAGUGCUCAAUCUAUCCGGGAAUCUGUUUUCGAAGAUCGACAGUCGUACAUCCAUAGCGCUCAGCUCUCUUCCAGACCUAGAAGAGUUAGACUUGAGUUACUGUGGUCUAAAGACUCUCCCGGACAUUCAAUUCUACUCGUCCAGGGUCCUUAAAAAGCUGAAUCUAAGCGGAAAUCAAUUCGCAACCGCGCCGACUGCUCUCAAAGAGGCGACCACACUGGAGAUUCUCUACAUGGACGAAAAUCCGAUUCAAGUUAUCAAUCAUGCACACUCGUUCCCGACUAUGCCGAAGCUGAAGGAGUUAAGCCUCUGUUGCAUGCCUUAUUUGACCAUGGUUGGGUCGGGUGCCUUUGCAGGCCUGACAUCGCUCGAGUCUCUUCGAAUAGAAAAUUGCCCAAAAUUGGAGUCGAUCGACGAUUACGCUCUUACGACCGUGGCGAACUCUGAGGGACCCGAAUGGCCGCCACUAAAGAAACUCGAUUUAUCGAAUAACGCCCUGCGAUAUUUGCCUCAGCAAUUCGUAGCAAGGUGGGACUGGCUUGAAGAAUUGAAUCUGAUGAACAACAAAUGGAGCUGCGAUUGCAAUAAUCAAUAUCUGAUCGGUAUGCUGCUGCCGAAAUACGGCAAGAAGCUGAUGGGAGAAGAAGUAAAUGGACUCACCUGCGCCACACCGCCGGAGCAUGCGGGGAAGAACCUGAUGUCAUUGUCUCAUAGGAAGCUCCGUUGCUUGGAUAUGAACGGCGCGAGGCCUGAAAAAGACGCGACGAUUCUUAUAGGCGUGUUAAUCGGUCUGUUACUCGCCAUUCCUGUCUGUCUUACGAUCUUCGUCCUCUGGCGUCGCGGCUACUUCUUCUGCGGUACCCAAGGCCCGGCCAGCUUCUCGCGAGCCUUCUAUAAGAGAGCCAUGGACGACGACGAGAUUUGAAGCUUCCAGUCCGUCGACGAAUUUCCAUCGAGUUGACUGGACGAAUUAAUACGAUCGAUAUCUUGUCUUGUAGACCCGUGUUUCGUCGAAGCUGUAAAAAGUGUAAGCAUGUCGUGAAUCAUUUGUCAGACGAUUACGGGCGUUCCUUGUGAUAAAGCCGCGAGAAAAGAGUGAUAAGCAAAGAUAUGACAGUUUGAUCAGCAGGACUGCGUUUGAAAUGAAAACCAGCGGGUUAAACGUUUUGUUGAGUUUCGUCAUAGACACUUCAACGAUGUUAAUUUAUGUUAAAUCAUAAUUCAUAGCACAUCUCGUUCUGAUGGAUCCUUUAUUCACGUUUGUAUACGAAGAUCAUGGGAGAGAAGCAUUAGCAGUUUUCUAAUUGCUAUUUUUCACUUGUUAUUUAAUUUAUAGAUCGCAAAGAGCAACCAUAAUUUUUAUUUCAUUCAAUUUUUACGUUUACCUUAAAAAUUAAUUGUAAUAGCGUCUAUUUAACGGAUCGUUUCUCGUGCCAACUAUGUUCCGAGGUAAUUCCUUUUAGUCGUCGAGUGGUAUGAAAAUCACAAAGUCGACUAAAAUGUACAUAUGAUCUUUUAGCAUGAUCUUCUAAUAUAUUUCAUCAUCCACGUGCGUAUUUUUGUAAUAAAGUAUUAACAUGUGUGUUGUUUUCGAAUCAUCCUUCGUAAAUUAUGAUCGAUAUUACGUCGAAAGAGUUUACUUAAGAAGGGACUGAAUAAAAUACGUGUAUAAAUAAUUACGUUGCCUUUCAGUCUGUGGAACGCAUCUGGUAAACACGGAAUGAUCACGUGAGAAAUUACUUAUCGCGAUUGACUUUUAAAUCUCUGUAUAAUUAGCCUAGCUAGAUGACCCUAACUAGCAGCCAUACCACCGUUAUCUGGUUAAUCUUUGAGGAAUUCAUUUACUCUGCAUUCAGUGCUCUGUACGUUUCUACAUUACCCAACCAGCUCGCCCAUUCUCAUAAGCAUGGGGCGUAAUAACUACCUACAGAACCCGAAUAGAACAUGGGAAUUAGCGAUAUAAUAAUUCUUUAAUAAAUACCUACUGACUUCCACAUCGAUCGGUGGACAAAAACGACAUAUAGUUUCUACAAAUUCUAACGACAAGCCUGUACAAAAAUUAGCGACAUGAAAGAUAUUGCUGUCUAAAAUUCCAUAUCAUUUCGUUCCGAUAACUCUUAAUCGAUUAACAGAAAAGAUGAGACAAUCGCUUCGUUUUAUCAGAGACACUAGUAAAAGAUCCUUAGUAAGACCUGAUGAUCCUACGUAAACGAUUAGACGUAUAGUUACUUCGAGGGAUGUAAUGGUAAAA
Eufriesea mexicana is the source of this 2862-nucleotide messenger RNA. RefSeq names its product leucine-rich repeat neuronal protein 1. Gene Ontology annotation, molecular function: protein binding. Gene Ontology annotation, cellular component: plasma membrane. Bases 40 to 1536 code for a protein of 498 amino acids. The record is from RefSeq and is a predicted model, not a curated record. NCBI's taxonomy places the organism in Eukaryota, Metazoa, Arthropoda, Insecta, Hymenoptera, Apidae. The transcript has 6 exons.